GACUUUGAUGAGAGGUUUUACUCACACUAUUUUGAAUUUUGAUACAUUAUCAGAGAGAAAGAGAGAGAGAAAAGGUGGAUGAUGGAGGGCGAGGAAGGAGGAGGCAUAAGGCUGAGCAAGCGAAUCGCGAACGGAGAAGUCGACUACAAGAACAAAUCCGGCACCGCCUGGAGCCACUCCUAUCUCAACCAGAAGCCAUGGCACCCUCUCUCUUACCCCAACCAACGCCGCAAGUGGAUCGCCGAACAAACCCACGCCAAUCGCCAGCGCCGCGCCGACGAAGUCUCUCGCGAGUUCGCGCAGGAGCAAGAGUUCUUUCGCCAAACCGCUCUCAUCUCCAAGAAGGAGAAGGAAAAGGUGGAGCUCAUGCAGGCUGUCAGCUUCAUGUACGUUCGGCCUCCCGGUUACAACGCCGAGAGCGCCAAAGCUGCUGAGAUGAACGAUGAGAAGAAAAAAGAGGACAUCAGCAACGAUGAUGGACCUUCCUCUUCCAUGCCGCAGAGUUCCUCGCAUUUGAAUGAAGAGAAGAAGAAACCAAGGCCCAAGGAUGUCUUCGGGCGUCCUCUUCCGACAGAAGAGGAAUUUGAAGUUCUUAAAAACGCGCCCAGGUUGGAAACAGGAGCUCCUGCCAGGGUCAAACCUUUUGGAGUUGAAGUCCGUAAUGUAAAAUGUUUAAGAUGUGGGAACUAUGGUCACCAAAGUGGUGAUCGUGAAUGUCCCUUGAAGGAUGUUAUAAUGCCUAAUGAGGAAAGCAGAUUGAAAAGAGACGAUCCCUUGAAUGCUAUCCUUGCCCACACAGAUCCUACUGAGCCCCUAAAAUGGGAGCUCAAGCAGAGGCCAGGAAUCAGUCCUCCUCGUGGAGGGUUCAAACCAGAUGAUCCCAACCAGCAGAUAGUUAGUGAGGACAUAUUUGAUGAGUAUGGAGGUUUUCUUGGUAUGGAUAAUAUACCUGAGUUAUUAACCAACUUUUCUAAGAAACCUAAGAAGUCCAAAAAAAGCAAGCACAAAAGGCACCGACAAAUAAAUUCAGAAAGUGAAGUAUCAUUAAACGAAGGAGAGAGGAGGUCUAAGAAAAAAAAGGUUAAGGUAAACAAAAAGAAGCAAGGGUCAAGUUCUUCAGAAACUUCGGACUCCGAAGAAGGUCAUGGAAAGAGGAGGCACAAGAGUUCCCAUUCAUCAGAAGAUUCUGAUAGUUACAGGAAUGAUCGAAGUAGGUUAAAAGGUUCUGACCAGCCUAGGUGUGGUAGGAGUAAACAUGGCAGAAGGUGUUCUUUUUCACCUGAGGAGUCUGAUCCGGAUGGGUACUGCAGAAGUCACAAGAACAGUGAUAAGCUGUGUUAUUCAUCUGAAGACUCUGACAGGGAUGAUCGAAGUAGAAAGAAUAUACAAAAGCAUAAGAGGAAGAAAAGACAUUCUUAUUCACACGAGGAAUCUGGUCAUGCUGGUGAUCAUGCUGAUAAAAAGAGCAGGAAUUAGCUUUCUUAUUCAUCUGAUGAUUCUAAUCACCAGAAACAACCCAAGGUCAAAAGGAGCAGCCAUAAGCAUUUAUCAACAGCCCAUUGCAAUUAUCAACAGCAUAACAGAAAUUAUGGUUUUGAUCGCUACCAAGGAAGUAAAAAUUCGGAUGUCGACAAAGACAAUCAAAAUAGAAGGUUCAAACCACCCAAGGGUUCUGAACUUUCCGAAAGUGAUGUGGAUAAAGAGAAGAACAGAAAAAGGCAUCAUUAUACAUCAAAGGAUUCUAGUGCUGAUGGAUAUCAUAGAAGUGAAAAAAGUAGAUAUGAACGGUUUUAUUCAUCCGAUUAUUCUGAUCAUCGUGAGAGACAUCAUAAACCAAGGAGGAGCUGAUUGCAAAUGAAGCAUUACAGGAAUUACUAGAGCAGGCAGAGUACGUCUUCCUAAAGGAUGCCAAAAUAGUAAACACCAAUGUCAUUUUGAUGUAUUAAAGGGGAAGUAAUAAUUAGUGCACCAAGAAUCAGAAUUUGUUGUAUUAGUCAUGUUAUUUUCCGAAGCACCUUUGUGUAACAGAGUUGGCAUUCCUUUCUUUGUUUAUUUCCCCCUGUUCUAAAUGAAGUUUGCUCUUUUGAGAUUUUAUUCA
Molecule: messenger RNA, 2098 nt
Organism: Cajanus cajan (pigeon pea)
Lineage: Eukaryota; Viridiplantae; Streptophyta; Magnoliopsida; Fabales; Fabaceae
Product: zinc knuckle (CCHC-type) family protein
Biological process (GO): negative regulation of DNA-templated transcription
Cellular component (GO): nucleus
Molecular function (GO): transcription corepressor activity
Source: RefSeq, a predicted model, not a curated record